Messenger RNA from Gigantopelta aegis, 9564 nucleotides. Its product is annotated as mucin-2-like. The record is from RefSeq and is a predicted model, not a curated record. Bases 58 to 6102 code for a protein of 2014 amino acids. The transcript has 12 exons. NCBI's taxonomy places the organism in Eukaryota, Metazoa, Mollusca, Gastropoda, Neomphalida, Peltospiridae. Gene Ontology annotation, cellular component: chromosome; nucleus. Gene Ontology annotation, molecular function: protein binding. Gene Ontology annotation, biological process: regulation of chromosome segregation; regulation of mitotic nuclear division.
UUGUGAUUUCCCGCCUAUUUGUACAUUAGCCUGCAUUUUGCGGUGGAAGGUUAAAUAAUGCUGUUCGGCAAAAUAGUUGUCAUCAAACGAAAUGGUACAGAUGGUGCCCACUUUCCACUCACAGCUACAUCCUGUUUGUUUGGAAGGAGUAACGAGUGUGAUAUCCGGAUCCAGUUACCCACAGUCUCCAAGGAACAUUGCCGUAUGGAUGUCAAUAGUGAUGCACAGGUGUUUGUGACAAACCUAAGUCAGACGAAUCCAACUCAGGUGAAUGGAAAAGCGAUCUUGGCUGUUGUUCAAGUAAAGCACUGUGACGUUUUCACCAUCAGUGACCGAUCUUUCCGCUUUGAGUUCGCUCCUGACUCAAAACACCAUCCGAGAAAUAAUACACCACAGAGAGAGAAAAAGAUUCCUAAUAAAAUUCUGUCUCCAAAGUCCAAGCCACCUACUCCCUCUUCGGCAAAACAACCUCCACUGACCCCACGCUCGGACAACAAGCCGGUCAAAUCACCUAAGGCUAAGACUCCAGUGAAAGUGUCGCCAUUGUCAGAUGUGAAAAAGAAAAAAUCGCCAUCUACAGCCAGCCCUACUGCUUCAGCCAAGACAUCGUUAUUGAAAGAAAAUGCGCCAGUCUCGACGCCAAAACGUUCUGCGUCACCCAAGCUGUCAGGCGCUGCUGCUCUUGCAUCCGGUGCCAGAAAAACGAUACCCACUUCACGUGCUAGUAUGCCGUUAGGAAGCCCGUAUCAUCCACCAUCUAAGGCGAAGCUGAGAAAUAGUAUUUCUGAACUGCGCCGACGAUCACAGCCCGUUACAGAGACUGCUGGUGAAGCAAAAACUCCAACACCAGCAAAACAAAAAUCUCCAUCGCGAAAAACUGGUGGAACUCCAUCUUCUGGGUCGGGGAAAAAGAGAAAGGCGACUAGCUACGAUCUCCCAAGCUCCAAAAGGAAGAGAGUUUCCUUUGGUCCGAGUCUGACGCCAGAGCAGUUCGACAAAACGCUACCCCCAGCCACGCCCGUAAGGAAAGGAUCUGCUCCAAGAAGAACUUCAGAACCAGUUAUCACUGAAGAAUCUGCCUCACAGUCUCCGGCUAAACGCAGAUCAGUGACGGCGAAAGUUAACUCAACAAUAUUGGAAGAAAGUCCACAAGCUGUUACAAAACAGGCAAAGUCGUCACCAAAAAUACCCAGAUCUCGUAGCUCUUCUCCGAAAGGUAGCAGAACACCAGCAAAGGUUAAAUCACCAGCAAGAACUCCGAAAGCUUCCCCAGUUCACACUUCCAAAUCGCCACAAAGAACUCCUAGGGCAGGUUCCUUACUGACUUCUAGAUCGGCAAAACGGUCUGAGUCAAAAUCCCCAGCCAGAUCAAUACCGAUGCCACAGGCCACUUCCAAAUUAGCUAGCCCUAAAAUGACGAUGGCUAAAUCCACCUCAGGAACUCCCAAGUCAACGACACCUCCAAAAACGCCCAAAUUAAAGUCACCUGCUACAACUCCAAAGAGGAUGACAUCACCGGCUAAGACUCCAGUAUCUCCUGCUACAACACCCAAGAGUACAAACAUGUCUGCCAGCAAAUCAACGGUACAAACACUAACAGCCCCUUUAAAGUCACCUGGCAGAACUUCCAAAAGUACUUCUAAGUCACCAUCAGUAAUCUCUAGGACAGCAAGAUCACCUGUUGCCACAAAAAGCCCCAAGACUGCAAGUUCACCUGUACGAACACCCAGGUCUUCUAAAUCACCUGUACGAACACCCAGGUCUUCUAAAUCACCUGUUCCGAAGACAGCAAGAACUCUCAAGACUGCUGAAUCACCGGCAAGAACUCCCAAGACUGCUGAAUCACCGGCAAGAACUCUCAAGACUGCUGAAUCACCGGCAAGAACUCCCAAGACUGCUGAAUCACCGGCAAGAACUCUCAAGACUGCUGAAUCACCGGCAAGAUCUCCUAUGAUGACUAAAUCACCGGCAAGAUCUCCUGUGAUGGCUAAAUUGCCGGCAAGAUCUCCUGUGAUGGGAAAAUCACCGGCAAGAUCUCCUGUGAUGGGAAAAUCACCGGCAAGAUCUCCUAAAAUGGCUAAAUCACUGGCAAGAUCUCCUAUGAUGGCUAAAUCACCAGCAAAAUCUCCUAUGGUGACAAAAUUACCUGCUGAUAACUCCACUGUUUCAUCUCUACAAACAUCUGCUAUCAUUACAAAAGUACCUGCAAUAAGCCCCAAGGUGGCAAAAUCACCUGUAAGAACACCCAAGAUGAUAAAAUCACCGGCAAGAUCUCUGAAGAUUGCAAAAUCACCUGUAGGAACUCUGAAGAUGGCAAGAUCUCCAAAGGUGGCAAAAUCGCCUAUAGGAACUCCGAAGAUGACAAAAUCACCGGCAAGAUCUUCAAAGGUGGCAAAAUCACCUAUAGGAACACCCAAGAUGACAAAAUCACUGGCAAGAUCUCCAAAGGUGGCAAAAUCACCUAUAAGAACUCCGAAGAUGGCAGGAUCUCCAAAGGUGGCAAAAUUGCCUAUAGGAACUCUGAAGAUGGCAAGAUCACCUAUAGGAACUCCAAAGAUGACAAAAUCACCUGUAAGAACACCCAAGGUGGCAAGAUCACCUAUAGGAACUCCGAAGAUGGCAGAAUCUCCAAAGGUGGCAAAAUCACCUAUAGGAACUCAGAAUGUGGCAAAAUCACCUGUAGGAACUCUGAAGAUGGCAAUAUCACCGGCAAGAUCUCCAAAGAUGGUAAAAUCACCGGCAAGAUCUCCGAAGGUGACAAAAUCACCUAUAGGAACUCCGAAGAUGGCAAAAUCAUUGCCAAGAUCUCCGAAGGUGACAAAAUCACCUAUAGGAAGUCCAAAGAUGGCAAAAUCAUUGCCAAGAUCUCUGACGAUAAAAUCACCAGCAAGAUCUCCGAAGAUGACAAAAUCACCUCUAACUCCUAAGGCUGUAAAAUCACCUGCAAGAACUCCCAAGAUGACAGAAAUACCAAUUACUUUCACACUACUGACUCCAACAAAUGCUUCAGAAUCAUCUGCAAGAGAUAAAGCAAUUUCAUCAUCACUUAUAAAAUCAGCCAAGACUAUUUCAUCUCCAAUAACUUUCAGAAUAAAAUCACCUGCAAGAACUCCAAAGCCAAUAAAAUCUCCAAAAUCAAUGGUAAGGGCUGCAAAAUCACCGGCUAGAACUAAAGUUGGGAAAUCUCCCAAAUCGACUGCAAAGACAACAAAAUCACCUGCUAAAGCCCCCAUGGUUGAAAGAUCUCUAAAGGCAGCAAAAACUCCAUUGUCAACUGCAAAGGCUGAAAAAUCACCUGUAGCAACUCCCAAGGUUGGAAAAACAUCUUCCACACAGUCGGCAAAAAAAAGGAAGAUUGCAACACCAAAAUCACUUAAACAUUUUGUGGCAAAAGUUGGCACACCACAGAUGCCAAGUGCAAAGAAGAUGAAGAUGUCGGAUUCAGUAGAAAAAGUAGUAAGUCCUCCAGCCGAUGUGAACAAAAUGGUGGCUUUAAGAGCCAUUCAUACACCCAGGUUACAUUCCAUCACCAAGAAGACCCCAGCACGCCAUGGUUCCAGCAGAAAAAUGCCACGCAAGACUCCCUCGAAAUUGUCCAAAAAAUUGUGGUCUGACAUAGUGAAGUCCGGAGUAGCAGUUGAAGGGAUCGCUAGAAAAACACGUACUGUGCGGCCUGCUAAGAUUGUAAAAAAGGUUACUAAGCAGACCGUUGUCAAGACGAUGAAGACUCCACGGACUAUAGCUGGUGCCAGGACUGUGAAAACACCACGCGCUGUCGCACGGGCGCGCGCUCCCACUACUGGACAUGUGCACUCUCCUGCAACACUGUUGGUCGGCAGGAUGCUGACAGCACGUGUGAAAACGCCAAAACCCUUGCCCAAGAAGGGUCGCAAAACUAACAUCAAGGUGGCUCGCUUAUCACAAGGUAAAGCAUGUUAUGAUGGAUUGGCAGAAAUGUUUAAAACACCAUCACCUAAAAAGAUGGAAACUCCAAAAUGGCGUGGUAGCACGAAGAAACAACGGGCGAGUCCAUCUGUAUCAACUCAUAGACCGAGCAUGGAUGCCACACCACAUUCUCUGUAUGCUGACAUUCCAGACACCCCAAAUGGACCAGGGGAGAUGUUCGUGUCUCCACUCUCAUCAAACAGGAAGAUGAAGGAGCCGAACAAGACACCCAGUUUCAUUGGUGUGAAGAAUCUGUACCAAGGUGCUAAGACGGGGAACAAAACACCCAGUUUCAUUGGCGUAAAGAAUUUGUACAAAAAGGUGGGGACAAAUUCUGACAUCAAUGUGACAGGCAUGAAAAGGAUUUUUGCAACACCCAAGACAAAAUCUGCUGCCAAGGAUGUUAGUUACGAAGGUGUGAAACGGCUAAUGGCGUCCCCUCGAGUGAAGAAAGCCCCUGGUACUCCGUCUGGGUUGGAGGAUAUCUUCAAAACACCAACUGCUGUCUCGUUGAAGAAAGAACAGCAGAAAACAAAAACACCAAGGAAACGACAAACGGAACAGUCCACUGAAUUGUCAGUGACAAAGAAAAGCAAAAUUGGUGUAACAUGUGCCAUAUCCGAAGCCACUGUUUUAAUGAGCCCUGUCAUAAGAUCUGUGAAGAAAACAAGAGGUCGUAAGGCUCAAAGUCCAAAGGCUGAACAAGCAACACCAAGAGGGCGCAAAGCAAGCACCAGAGUUAAAGACGUCCAUGAAUCUCCCGUGAAACUAACGGAGGCUGCCGUGUCGAGAGGACGCAGAGGAAAAACGGCUCACACUGAGCUGAAGGGCAAAAAAACUGUUGUGAAGAUGACAACACCAAAAAUCCAGCGCACAAGGAAAGGUAAACCCUUGUCAAGGGACCGCACUUCACCAAUGAAAGUAAAGACACCAGAGAAGAAAGCUAGUACCCGGAAAGGAAAAACAGUUAAAGCUGUAUCAGACAUUCCUGUAGAUGGGGGAAGUGCCUGCGAAGAGAUGGAGAAAGUAAUGAAACGACGUGUUCGGAGGGGGGAGGCAACUCUUGGUGCUCCAUCUCCUGUGACUAAGCUACCUUCAAAACACCCAGCUCCCAUGGCCCAGGUAUCUGUGGCUAAACCUGCCUCACCGGAGAAGAAGGCCGCAACACCUAGAGGACGGGCGAGAAGAGGCCAGGCUCACACUUCGCCAUUAAAGAAACUCACAACCCCGAAACGCUCGCGAGGACGGGACCGCGUAACACCCAUCAACGUGAGCCCUGCAGGCAAAUCAAUUUUCUCACCAGAAAAGAAAGUUGCCACACCAAAACGACAUACUAGAAGAGGAAAAAUAGCAGAUGUUAAAGUAGCGGAAGAGGAAAUGUCACCAAAGCCAGUUGGUAAGAGAAGUAAAGUGUCUGUUAAGAAAUCUUCUGGAGUGAAAGCCAGGAAAACUCCAGUGAAGAAUCUGUCAAAGAACAAGUCAACUAUUAAGGAAUCUGCUGUAGUACAGGAUGCACCUAUUGUGGAAAGGUCUCCUAAAGUGAAAGCAGCAACUCCAAAAGAAUGUAUUACAAGAGGUAAAGUGGGUAGAAAGACUCCAGAGAAGGCUGAAAAAAUACCUGUCAUCAAAACAGCCACCCCAAAGAGCAGGAGAGGUAAAACAACUGUUGCGAAGGUUGAGAAAACAGAUAUUGGUGUACAGGCAAAAUGCAGUCAGAAACGAGAACAAGGCAGUGACAAAGCAUCGCCUGUGAAAACGAGAACCAAGAGAGUUGUGGCUGUCAAGAGUCCUGCUGCUAAAACGCCAGUUAAAAAUGUGAAAAGACCAGCAGACACUCCACUAGAAGAGGUAACUCCUAAGAAGAGCAAAACGAGAGGACACACAAAGCUGAAAACUCCACUGAAAUCAAACUCAAGGAAGAGUCCUAAACGAAAAGCUCUGCUUUCUAUAACUCCCAUCAAAAUAGUAGCUGAUGCUAAACAGAGUGGUAAAGAUGUGGGAAAACCAACGAGGGGCAAUCGUAGUGCUAAAUCACAGUCCCCUGUUAAAAAACAGGUCAGUCCGGUUAAAAAGACUUCUGUAAAACAAGUGUCAAAAACAAACAAGUCGAAGAAAGUUGCCACUCCAGCAAAGAGAGUAACUCGAAGUAGGCGAUAAAUAGAACAUUUUUCAAACAACAACUUGAACCACUAAGGAACAGAAUAAUUUGGAAUAAAAGUGCUCUUCGCAUUGUUAAACAAAUUCAAAACUUUACAUUGUUUACAAGCAAUAUAUAUUAGAAUCUGGAUUCUACAUUGACUAAAUAUAAGACUGUAAACCUUGGAAUGAACACUGUGGGUUUGACUGAGACCCCAGUAUAUUUAUUUAGAUGACACUUUCAUCAUUUUUAGGGCAAUUCAUCAAAAUGAGCUGAAGACCUAUGACAGACGACGACUGACGGAAAAGACAAUUUCAUUUGACGAAUUGCUAUUAAAUGAUUGACAUUGUAUCUAACAGGUAGUUUUAGGUUUCAUAUCAGACACAUUUGGUGCAUUUUCUCAAUGUAUGUUUAUCGUGUAAUGUGCAUUUUGUUUUGGGAAUCAUCCAGGAUCGUAGCUAUUCAUUCAUACUUGUUUUCAUAAUGAGGGUUUCGUUUUCUUUUUUCUUUUUAAAAUCCACCAGUUAAAACAAAACAUAUUUACGUUUUAUUGUAUUUAUACAUUGUUAUUUUCUAAUGACAAAUUGUAUUUUUAAAAGAGGAAAUGGUUGUCUCCCCAGCAGUGUAAUUAGUGUUGUAGCCACUGCAUGUAGACUGGUACUGGUUCGUCACCUAGCUAAACAAGUACCAGUACAGCAGCUGGGCUUGCUAAACAGUGGCUUUAAUAUCGGCAAGCAGCAUCAUGCUUAUAUUUGAAUUUCACAAAUUGAUGUGCAUGAUAAAAUUGGUAUGCAUACAAUUUGACAACAUUAUGUAAUGUGUUGUAUUUCUCUUUUUUAGAUGACCAUAACAAUUGUACAUGUGUGUGUAUUGUUUUUACAUGGGUCUAUUGUAAAUACACUGUAUUUUAUUCAGUGGUCCUGUUAUGAAUUGGAACUUGUAAAACAUUGUUCAUUUAGGUUUUUUAAACUUUUCUCAGAACAUAAUGUAUUCACUUUGUUGUUUCAUCCAUGGUAAAGUUUUCAUUGUUGCAGUGUAGACUUGUGGUAUUUAUCUCUGCAGUAGUUGGAUCACUCGAGGGUGGAAACUCUGAUGAUGUUGGGCAGUGACAUUAGGAACAUUUCUUCAGCAAUUGUCAUCACAUGAAUAAGAAGGCAGUGAAAUAUCUCUCCCCCUCAUCCCACCCUGAAUGCAGCAUUAGAGAAGCAGUAUUGUACUAAUAAACAAUGAUCUUAACUUUGUUUUUGACACAAUUUAACUGUUAAUAAACUCAUGUAUUAGAAAUAUAUUCAGCAUACUUCACUGGCAGCAUUUUGGUGAUGGACAUGUAUUCAAAAAGCUAGUUUAUUCAAAAUUGAUUGAUUAUGGAACAUCUCUCUCUCUCUCUCUCUCUCUCUCUCUCUCUCUCUCUCUCUCUCUCUCUCUCUCAAUACCCUAAUACUAGAAUUUAAAAUGGCAGCAAAUGAUGUUUAAUAUGGCACUGACUCAUAUUUUUAGUUAAAUUUUGUCAGAUUCAUUGCAAUUUUAUAAAAACUAAAUUUUAGUCAAUGUUGUUGAAGGUGAAGAAUGUUUUAUUAUCAAUUAAAACUUUAAUAUGUCAUUAAUUUUUAAUAGUCAUAGUUUUUAAAUACUUUUUAGUUUUAGAAAAUACAUUAUUAGCAUUUUGACUAUGUAUAGGCAGCAAGACCGUUAUAGAGUGAUCUUUACUGCAGGAAUAGGAGUACUUGAUUGUAUUAUUUGAUCUCAAAAUUCUCUUUUCACUGACAUUUUGAGGGUAAAACAUUUGUAUUAGGUUUCUCUUUUUUUCUCUAUACCCCCAAAUGCUUUUUUUAUUUAUUAAUAUGUAGGUGAAAAGAAUUGAGAAAAAAAAGUGGCCGACCAACCUGACCCAAUUGUUUCAGUCCCUUACCGGUCUAAUCAGAGGGGACUUCCUUUUGUUUCCGUCUGUCCGCACUUUGUGAUUUUUCGCAAUGAAAUUAUGUGUAUAGCCUUAUGUACAGUUACAAAUAAAGUUUGAUGAUGAUUUACACAUUUGUGACAGAAUUAUGGCCCCAUGAACUUAGGAGAUAUGAAAAUUUGUCGGGCCCGGUAGGGGACAUGUAUUGCUUAAGCAGUGAUCUUAAAAUGAUAGUUUGGGGUGGGAUUUUUUUUUUUUUUUUUUUUUUUUCACGUUUAUGGAAACAGUUGUUGUUGUUGUUGGGGGGGGGGGGUAUUAAAAAUAAGUUCAAAUGUUUUGAGAUUUGAAGAUGAACUUGGUAUUGUAGAAUGUAAUGUUUUAUGAGAUUGACCUACAUGUUAAUGUUAUGGCAUAAUUAUAUUUUUUUCAAGAGUUGAUUUCAAGACACCCCUACUCAUUUUUAUUUAUUUAAAAAAAAAAAAAAAUGUAAUUGAAUGUGUAUUUGUCAUUUUGUAUAUACUUAAAUACUUUUGUAGGUUGUUGUUUUGUGUCUUGGUAUGAACAACUACACGUACUGUAUAUGUCACCUCAUAUGGACAGUAUUUCUUCUAUUCAGAAGGAAUGUCAGAAAAGGUUCAUCGAUACUCUUUGAUUUUUGGCAUUCCACGGGUUUCACUUUGUUCACAGGUGUGCCUACACAUCACUUCCAAGGACUAGGAUAAAAAAAAAAAAUUGAAUUUUGCCCAACAUUAAAUGACAAAAAGUUUGUGUUUCUCUUUACCAAGUAAGCAAAAUCACCUGUUGAUCAAAUGCCACUUGUCUUGUUGGAUUAGUAUUUUAUUACCUUAUCUAUGUAUUGUUGAAAUACUUUGUGUGUUUAUGUAAAUAAGUUGCAUGUACACAUAUUUGUAUGUAGCCAUUUGUGAAUGUAAUCUUUGUAACAAACACUGAUAGUAAACUAACUUAGCUGCAUUAAAAAGACUAUAUUGUACCCAUCUCACUGAUAAUAAUAUUGUUGGUAGGAAAUGUAGAAUUAAGUUUUUUUUUUUUUUUUUUGUGGUGGUAAUACAUGAGGUUUUAGCAAGGGUGUUCUUUGGAGGGGUCGACUUUGUAAUUUACUUACUCGGGUACCGUUGUGUUCACGUUGUCUUAAACAUUUAUUUUAUUACUUUUAACUAUUCAUUUUUGACUAAAAUUAAAACAAAUACAAAUUUGACAGGAAUGUAAGCAAAAAGGCCUAAUGAAAUGAUAUGGGAUUCUGUUGUCUUCAGAAAAAAAUGUAAAAGUUUGUGACUGAACUCAACAAACAUACAUAUUAUUUAAUUUUCAUUUAAAGUGUUUUGUAUGAGCUCAUUGUGUUUAAUGUCUACUUUUUAUAUUUAUUUAUAACAAAAGCUCAAUUUACAGUGCUAUCUGCAGUACUGUGUUCUUGUAAUAUGGUGGAGAUUUUUUUUAAAUGAUACAAAAUGUACUUUUAGAUCAAUAAUUGCUCUAUGUUAUAGCACUAUUUUUAGACAGACUGACCUGUUAUAACCACCAUUAGAUUUGGCUUAUACUAUAACAAUAAAUCAACUUCAGAACGCUU